Molecule: messenger RNA, 3051 nt
Organism: Orussus abietinus
Lineage: Eukaryota; Metazoa; Arthropoda; Insecta; Hymenoptera; Orussidae
Gene: Dr
Product: homeobox protein vab-15
Exons: 3
Coding region: 757-1914 (385 amino acids)
Biological process (GO): embryonic morphogenesis; regulation of transcription by RNA polymerase II
Cellular component (GO): nucleus
Molecular function (GO): RNA polymerase II transcription regulatory region sequence-specific DNA binding; DNA-binding transcription factor activity, RNA polymerase II-specific
Source: RefSeq, a predicted model, not a curated record
UCCACUCGGUGCCUUCGCCUCGUUAAGAUCCUCGUCAGCCUGCCCGACGGCCAUCGAUCCACUCGCGCGAGGGUCGGAAAGGGUGCAAAGGACGUACCUCGACCCCGAGUUCUCCCAGCAGGCGUCGGGACGCCCUCGGUGGACCCUGGAGUGCGAGUUUCGUGGAUAGCAAGAGGAGGCCGACGGAAGAGGAAUCGUCCGGGAGAUAGGAAAAGAGAAGCGGAAGAGAAUUAGGAAGGAAGAAAGAAGAGAAUCCACUUCGUUGAGAACGUUGCGACUCGCCGACGGUCCUGAGCGAGGAGAGAAGACGACAGAGGGUGGCGGUGAAGAUUCGUCCAGGAGGCCGAAGGUGGGGUUGGAGGUCAUCGAGGCCCAGGACGUGGACCGUUGGACGGAGGUCGAUAGCGACGUGGGAACUCACCGACGGCGGAGUGGUACCCUGGGGUCGACCUAGAGGAUCCUUCCCAGCGGGUGGCGUCGCGGUACCGUGUAUCUGAGAAUAAAGUUUGUGAGAAAGGAAGGUUGUCGAGGGCAUGUUUUGAUCCCUGGGUGUCCUGGUAGUCCGGGUGGACGGCUUCGGGGAGUACCUGUGUACCUGGGGGAGACCAAGUGGAGGAGAGUUCCUCGGGUCGCGAAGGGGUUCUCGGCAGGGGGUCUCCAUCUUAUGUCCGGGACGGCCGGUCCGCCGAUCGGGCCCCGGGAGGCAGAGGCCCGGACCCAGUGACUCGGGAACCGGCGCCCCCCGGGACUCCGAGGAUGACAGUACUCAGGAUGACGUCGCUGGUAGCACCGCCAUCCACGAGCCCGGGCUUCGCCGAGGAGACGCUCGCCCCCAAGCCACCCUCGAGGCCCGCGACGCACCGCCUCAGCUUCUCCGUGGCCGCUCUCCUGGCGGACACCAACGAGAUCGACGAGGCCUCCCCCCCGUCUCCGGCUCAUCGGCACCAUGACCGUCUCCACAGGGAACGACACUCUCCGGUGGGUCAACCUAUCCCUACGAAGUACGGGACCGUCCUAGACCCUGAGGGGAGGUCGCCACCUCCGGGGUUCGACCUCCCCGGGUCGCCUGGACGGCGCGACGCCAUGACCAACCCCUCGCCCUCGCCCACCCCGACCACCAUUGGCAUCCGGGACUUCGCGUCCAGGUCCUCUGGGUCCUCUUCCCACGGCGGCGAUGCUCGGUUUUAUUAUCCCGAUGCCGACAACGCCCCCGUCUCCGUCGACGAGGAGGACGACUCCGGCAGCCUCGUCGACGUCGAGGACCUCCAGCAGAUCCAACAACGGCACGUCACUCCUGGGGCUGCACCCGUCAGACCCACUCCUGCGUACAUGGGUCCAUUUCCUUCGCUGGGCCCUGUCUCCGCCAUCCCCGAGAAUCUGCACCAUGCUGUCUGGGGAUCCGCGCAUCAGACGUCCGCUGCUGCCGCCGCCGCCGCCGCCGCCGCAGCCGCCGCCGCUGCCGCGUCGCCGUCCUUCUUCCCGGCACACUUCUCGCACCAUGCACCACUUAACGAAAAUGGCGAGCCUGCCAAGAUCAAGUGCAACUUGCGGAAGCACAAGCCGAACAGGAAGCCCAGGACCCCGUUCACGACCCAGCAGCUCCUCGCCCUGGAGAAGAAGUUCAGGGAAAGGCAAUACCUCAGCGUGGCCGAGAGGGCGGAGUUCUCCUCGUCCCUCCACCUGACAGAGACCCAGGUAAAGAUAUGGUUCCAAAACCGGCGAGCGAAGGCGAAACGUCUCCAGGAGGCUGAGAUGGAGAAGCUGAGGAUGUCGGCAGUGCGACAACACCAUACAGCCUUCUAUGGGUCCCAUCAUGGCCUCCUGGGGCCAGCCCGGUUGUACCCGGUGAGCAUCCUCUCUCACUCCGGACUCGCCGCCCACCACGCCAUCGCCCAGCAUCCCUCGAGAGGAUGAGAUCCGGCACCGAGCUUGGAACCGGCGACUGUAAAUGAAGAUUAUUUAUAAACGCGCGAAGGAAAGAAGAAAAAAAUCCUUCCCGGAAAGACUAGUAAAUGUACAAAGAGGAACGGUUUUAUCUCCUGUGUGGACGAGAUCAGGACGAAGAAGUGAAGGAGGCGUGUCGUUACGGUUAGCCCGCCCUCAGGGCACACGCCCACUCCGAAAUGGGAGUGGCUAUCCCCUCCUUUCUUCCAUGGGAGGUGCUACUGUACUUUCGCGAAACGAGGACAGACCGCAAGAAGGUACUUUUUCUUGUCUGGAUAAAGAGAAAGAUACGUACCAUUACAGUUAGACUCCUUCAAUGCACCCUCCCACAUGAAAGUGGGCGUGGUUAUCCCCUGUUUUGUUGUAUUGGAUGUGCUACUGUACUUUCGCGAAACGAGGACAGACUGCAAGAAGGUACUUUUUCUUAUCUGGAUAAAGAGAAAGAUACGUACCAUUACAGUUAGACCUCCUUCGGUGCACCCUCCCACUUUAAAGGGGGCGUGGUUAUCCCCUGUUUUGUUGUAUAGGAUGUGCUACUGUACUUUCGCGAAACGAGGACAGACCGCAAGAAGGUACUUUUUCUUGUCUGGAUAAAGAGAAAGAUACGAACCAUUACAGUUAGACUCCUUCAAUGCACCCUCCCACUUGAAAAUGGGCGUGGCUAUCCCCUCCUUUCUUCUGUGGGAGGGGCUACUGCACUUUCGCGGAACGGUGCACCAAUAAUUCUCCAGAGUUAUCGCGCUCAGUGUACAUAGAUACUCAUCUAGGAUUAAGAAUAAGUAAAUACACGCCGGGGGCGUCGCGUGUAUGCACUGUGUAAAUACAACGGCGCGUCCGCGCGCAAACCUCGUAACGAGAUUGACUAAGAGAGAGUCAAGAGUCUCUGUACAUACAUAUUGGGCGAAAUUACUGCGCGCGGGCGGACGAUUAUUCUCAUUUUUGUAAUAAACGUGUGAAGGCGAGUCGGAUGAGCUAAUCCCGUGUAAUAAAUCUCAAUGUCGCAAGGUAACCUCGUUCAUUACAUUCCCCUGCAUGUACUCUUAACAAGAUUCUAGUACAUAAGGUUGAAAUGGAAUGACAUUCAUUUUAGAGAUUCGAUGCCUUAAA